Molecule: messenger RNA, 2842 nt
Organism: Ananas comosus (pineapple)
Lineage: Eukaryota; Viridiplantae; Streptophyta; Magnoliopsida; Poales; Bromeliaceae
Product: probable cadmium/zinc-transporting ATPase HMA1, chloroplastic
Exons: 13
Coding region: 140-2611 (823 amino acids)
Biological process (GO): monoatomic cation transport
Cellular component (GO): membrane
Molecular function (GO): ATP binding; ATP hydrolysis activity; ATPase-coupled monoatomic cation transmembrane transporter activity
Source: RefSeq, a predicted model, not a curated record
GAGCUCAUGAUGUUGUGCGGUUCAAUCACUGGUUCGCACCACUCUCCGAUGUCAAAUCCAACACACUCUCCUCUUCUUCGUGCUCCUCUUCUUCGUCCUCUUCCUUCGACCUAAACCCCUCCUCCGAUCACCUCAAUCCAUGGAAGCUCUCGCCACAAUCGCACCUGCACCUUCUCCAACCUCCGCCAACCUCCGCCUCCUCCUCCUCUCCUCCCCCUCCCCCCUUCCUCUCCGUCUCCGUCCCCAUCCCCUUCCUCUUCCCCAUCGCCAUCGCCAUCGCCGCCUCUUCCUCUCCUCCAAACCCUCCCUUCCUCCCCGCUUCUUCGCCUCCCUCGCCCAUGGCGACCACCACGAUCACCACCACCAUGGGCAUGGGCAUGGGCAUGGGCAUGGGCAUGGGCAUGGGCAUGGAGGGGAGAUUGAGGCGAUUGGAGGGGCGCAGAGGGUGAUCCUAGGGUUCGCGCGGGCGGUCGGGUGGGCCGACCUCGCGGAGCUCCUGCGGGAGCACCUGCAGCUCUGCUGCUGCUCCAUGGCGCUGCUGCUGCUCGCCGCCGCCUGCCCCUACGUCGCCCCCGGACGCUCCGUGAAGCCGCUGCAGAAUGCGCUCAUCGCCGUCGCCUUCCCUCUCGUCGGAGUUUCUGCAGCACUUGAUGCUCUUGUCAAUAUUGCUGGUGGAAAAAUAAAUAUCCAUGUCCUCAUGGCUCUUGCAGCAUUUGCUUCGGUAUUUAUGGGAAACGCACUGGAAGGGGGUCUACUUCUGGCAAUGUUUAACCUGGCCCACAUUGCCGAAGAGUAUUUCACGAGCCGAUCAAUGAUCGAUGUGAAGGAACUCAAGGAUAACCAUCCAGAUUUUGCACUUCUAUUGGAUUCAGAUGGUGAUAAACCACCUCAAUUUUCAAAACUGAGUUACACUAAGGUUCCCGUACAUGAUCUUAAAGUGGGUUCAUAUAUACUGGUCAGGGCUGGUGAGGCUGUACCAGUUGAUGGGGAAGUUUACCAAGGAUCUUCUACAGUUACUAUUGAACAUCUUACUGGUGAAACCAAUCCAUUAGAAAGAAACGUGGGAGAUACAAUUCCAGGUGGUGCCAGGAACUUGGACGGCAUGAUGAUUGUCAAGGUAACAAAGUCAUGGGAGGAUUCAACAUUGAAUAAGAUUGUUCAAUUGACUGAAGAAGGUCAAUUGAACAAGCCAAAACUUCAAAGAUGGCUAGAUGAAUUUGGGGAGCACUACAGCAGGGUUGUUGUAGCUUUAUCACUGGCAGUUGCUCUUAUUGGGCCAUUUCUUUUUAAGUGGUCCUUCAUUGGCAACUCAGUAUCCAGGGGCUCACUUUACCGUGGGUUAGGGCUUAUGGUAGCAGCAUCUCCGUGUGCAUUGGCUGUUGCUCCUUUAGCAUAUGCUACUGCAAUCAGCGCGUGUGCAAGUAAGGGAAUUUUGCUGAAGGGUGGACAUGUGUUAGAUGCCCUUGCUGCUUGUCAAUCCAUAGCGUUUGAUAAAACUGGUACCCUAACAACAGGGAAGCUUAUGUGUAGGGCAAUAGAGCCCAUUCAUGGGCACUCAAAAAUUCGGAGUAGAUCUAAAGAUCCACCUUGUUGUACUCCGAAUUGCGAAAGUGAAGCUCUAGCUGUAGCAGCAGCCAUGGAGAAAGGAACUACUCACCCUAUUGGAAGAGCAGUUUUAGCUCACACCAGAGGGAAGGAGCUACCUGAAGUUGGUGUGGAAAAUUUUGAAUGUCUACCUGGUAAAGGACUUUUUGCGACACUGACUGGUCUAAAGUCCGGAAACAGUGACAAUGAAUUAUUGAAGGCGUCCCUUGGUUCUGUGGAAUACAUUGCUUCUUUAUGUAAAUCUGAUGAAUCUGAAAGAAUAAAGGAAGCAGUAAAAUCUUCUGCAUAUGGUCCAGAUUUUGUCCAAGCUGCUCUAUCAGUCAAUAAGAAGAUAACCCUCUUCCAUUUUGAGGAUGAGCCUCGUCCAGGUGUUGCUGAAGUUAUAUCUACUUUAAGAGACAAAGCAAAGCUUCGGAUUAUGAUGCUAACUGGGGACCACGAGUCUAGUGCUUGGAGAGUAGCUAAAGCUGUUGGCAUUGACGAGGUGUAUUGCUGCUUAAAACCAGAGGACAAACUCAACCAAGUAAAAACUGCUUCUAGAGAUCGAGGUGGAGGUUUGAUAAUGGUAGGAGAUGGCAUUAAUGAUGCACCUGCUCUCGCUGCUUCAACUGUGGGCAUCGUGUUGGCCCGAAGGGCUAGCGCGACUGCUAUAGCUGUUGCAGAUGUGCUAUUGCUACAAGACAACAUUUGUGGCGUUCCAUUUUGUAUAGCUAAAGCCCGCCAAACUGUUUCCCUGGUCAAGCAAAGUGUUGCUCUUGCCUUAACUUGCAUCUUUUUUGCUUCUCUUCCUUCUGUUUUAGGGUUUCUCCCACUUUGGUUGACGGUACUCCUUCACGAGGGAGGAACGCUUCUCGUCUGCUUGAACUCAAUCCGCGCCCUUAACAACCCGACGUGGUCAUGGGUCGAGGAUCUUCAGCAGCUAGUCGCCGGAGUAACAAAAGCUGUAGCUGAUUUCCUUAAGAAGCGGCCUCCCCCAAAUUGCGUUGCCGAGGCGAUUCCCCUGUGAAAUUUGUGUACCUGUAACCAUACGCGAUUGUUUCGAACCACAAUCAUCAUCAUUAUCUUAAGGUGUUAAUGUUUUAAUUGUUUGGUUAAGAAUGUAGCGCAGAAUCCUCUGCCUGUAUCAGUAGAAACUGAGCUAUUUGUAAAUAAACCAACAAAAAGGGAAAAAGAAUCUGUUGACCAGUGAGAGACAUUUUCCGGGAAAUAAGUAAAUAUUAUUCGAAGCUUUUUUGUA